Aspergillus ochraceoroseus IBT 24754 is the source of this 2424-nucleotide messenger RNA. Its product is annotated as putative MFS transporter. The transcript is spliced from 6 exons. Gene Ontology annotation, biological process: transmembrane transport. The record is from RefSeq and is a predicted model, not a curated record. Gene Ontology annotation, molecular function: transmembrane transporter activity. Bases 1 to 2424 code for a protein of 807 amino acids. Gene Ontology annotation, cellular component: membrane. NCBI's taxonomy places the organism in Eukaryota, Fungi, Ascomycota, Eurotiomycetes, Eurotiales, Aspergillaceae.
AUGUCGCCCUCGAGAAGGGUCGACGAGCUUGUCCGCCAAUACCAGAUGGUCAGCUAUCCCAGCCCGGUUAUGCAAGACAUCCUCAACAACUCUAUGAGCUACUCGCUUCUAGUUGGUGCUCUUCGCCGCCAGGUGCUUCUAGUGAAAUGUCGCUCGCAGGAAUUUGAAGCCAACCAGGUUACUAUUUAUGAUAAAGCUUUGUUGAUACUUUCUAAGUAUGGAGAGGAACCGAUGAACGUCGGGGCGCUCGAGCUCUACUUGACUGAAUUCCUCGGGAUUGUGCCAAUAGGAGCGGCUUCAGAUGGGAAGGAUAUGGUUUCCAAUCAUAUUGAGCUACAGAAAGUUUUGGAUGAAGCUGGUCGAACUGCCAAUACUCCCGCCGAAGCAGCUGCCACCGACGAACAGCCCCAGCGAGAGUCAGGUCGAGAGCCAGAUCGAGAGUCUAUUGUUUACGGUGACGCAAAAGAUGAAUACAAUCGCUUCCAUGCUAAUUUUCACGCUCACGGCGCCGAUACUACUUCCACAGCGGGGCAGGAGAGAGAUGGGCACCAGCCUGACGAACGUGUAGAGAGAGCGGAAAGAAUCUUGGAGGUCUACCAUCGGGCAAAGGAUGACUACUUCAGCGCAAAGGAGAGGGACGGCGUCGAAAGUCUCAGGUCGGUUCGGUUUCUUCGAGAUACAGCUGAAAAUGCGCUCCGGUAUCUUCAUGUAAACGGGAUGUCGGGCCACAGCUGUGUUCCCGAUCUAGAGAACGUGUUUGCCAUGGCAAGAGACAGAACGGCCCAGCUUCUAGGUGGUCGCAAGCGACAUUUUGAUGACGAUCACAGAAGACGUGGUUAUACUGGUUAUAAACGACCUCGCCGUUUUCUCGACUCGUAUCGCCCUCGGAAUCAUGUGCAGACUGAUUUCGGCACCUCGCAAGAUCAGUUUUCCGACAAUGAUGAGGCUGAUGAAGAGUACAACUAUGAUGAUGAGGCCCGGCCCAAGUUCAAUCGACCGAGGUUGCCCCAGUACACGGAAGUGGAAGAGCAACAGGUUGUCAAGAAGUUUGAUCGCAGGCUUGUUCCGUUCCUAGCUCUUCUCUACUUGCUUUCUUUCUUAGACCGCUCUAAUAUUGGAAAUGCCAAAAUCGCGGGCCUUGUGGAGGACUUGAAUCUCUCGUCGUCUCAGUAUGAGUGGCUCCUCACGGCCUUUUAUAUCACCUAUAUUCUUUUCGAGUGGAUGACUCUGCUAUACCGAAUUGUGCCCGCGCAUAUAUACAUUUCGCUUUGCGUAUGUGGAUGGGGCCUCGUGGCAUCAUUUCAAUCCCUCUCGACUUCCUUCGGAACCAUGGUGUUCCUGCGCGCAGCACUUGGAAUAACCGAAGCCGCCUUUGGGCCGGGCGUUCCGUUUUAUCUAUCGUUGUUUUACAAGCGUGAAGAGCUUGCAUUUAGAAACGGGCUUUUCGUUUCCGCCGCACCGUUAGCUUCGUCGUUUGCAAGUAGCCUAGCCUGGUUGAUUGUGAAAUGCAGCAGCGAUGGGCCGAUUGCGCCGUGGCGCACUCUAUUCCUCGUGGAGGGGUUUCCCAGCGUGAUUGUCGCCAUUUUCGCGUGGUUUUUAAUUCCAGACUCGCCCGGCACUGCACAAUUCCUUGAGCCUCGACAAAGAAUGGUGGCCCAGCUGCGAAUGGGAGACGGCAGAUUCGAACAUCUUGGCCAUCGUAGACGAUUCAACUGGGGCGAAGUUGCGAAGACUCUCAGUGAUCCCAAAUCUUAUAUUACAGCCGUCAUGUUUUUCAGCUGCAAUGUGGCGUUCAGUUCUAUGCCAGUGUUCCUACCAACCAUUCUCCAAGACAUGGGUUACUCAUCCCUCAACUCACAGGCUCUUAGUGCACCGCCGUAUCUCGUCGCAUUUGUCGUGGUGCUAGUCACCGCAUACCUGUCUGAUCGCAGCAGAUCCCGAAGCCCCUAUCUCAUCGCGCAUGCCGUUGUCUCAUCGACGGCAUAUCUCGCAAUCGCCCUUACCGGCCAUUUCCACGGGUACAUGCCAGCCAGCCUGCACGUCUUCAUCCGCUAUCUCUGCGUCUACCCCGCGGUCUCCGGGUUCUUCUCCGCCAUCACUCUAAUCAUCACGUGGAGCAUGGACAACCGCGUGGCCAAGGAAGGCAAAGGCGCCAGCGUGGCUAUUCUCAACAUCAUCGGACAAUGCGGUCCACUUCUGGGAACAAGACUUUACCCCAAGGCGGAUGGACCCUGGUAUGUGCGGGGGAUGGCAGUCUGUGCCUUUUUCAUGGGUCUUGUCGCCAUUCUGGCGUUCGUGCUGAGGGUUAUACUGCAGCGCGCGAAUGGGCAAAGCAAUGAUGACGAGACCGGCGGAGAGCGCGAGGUCCUUAUGGGCGGGGGGGGUCUGGAAGCGAAUGUGGAACGAUUUACGUAUAUCAUAUAG